Molecule: messenger RNA, 947 nt
Organism: Castor canadensis (American beaver)
Lineage: Eukaryota; Metazoa; Chordata; Mammalia; Rodentia; Castoridae
Gene: Ntmt1
Product: N-terminal Xaa-Pro-Lys N-methyltransferase 1
Cellular component (GO): cytoplasm
Molecular function (GO): N-terminal protein N-methyltransferase activity
Source: RefSeq, a predicted model, not a curated record
AGCGCGCCCCGCGAGGUGUCGGGUCUGGUAGUGUUCUGGCGGAGCCGCCGUGGGCUCGUAGGGGUCCUCGCCGCCGCCGCCCUCUCUUCCUCUUCCCCGUCCUUUACUCCAGGGUCCCGGGAGUCCCCGCCCCGGGAGAGUUGCCCUUGCAGAGUACCGUGCUUGACAGAGACGUGGCUGGUGACAACAUGACAAGUGAGGUGAUAGAAGACGAGAAGCAGUUCUACUCAAAGGCCAAGAUCUACUGGAAACAGAUCCCACCCACGGUGGACGGCAUGCUUGGGGGGUAUGGUCACAUCUCCAACAUCGACCUGAACAGCUCCCGGAAGUUCCUGCAGAGGUUUUUGAGGGAAGGCCCAAACAAGACAGGAACUUCCUGUGCCCUGGACUGUGGUGCUGGCAUCGGAAGGAUCACCAAGCGGCUGCUCCUGCCAUUGUUCAGAGUGGUGGACAUGGUGGACAUGACAGAGGACUUUCUGGCCAAAGCCAAGACCUACCUGGGAGAGGAGGGCAAGAGGGUGAGGAACUACUUCUGCUGUGGACUGCAGGACUUCAGCCCGGAGCCCAAUUCCUAUGACGUGAUCUGGAUCCAGUGGGUGAUAGGCCACCUGACCGAUCAGCACCUGGCAGAGUUCCUGCGGCGCUGCAAGCGGGGCCUGCGCCCCAACGGCAUCAUCGUUAUCAAAGACAACAUGGCCCAGGAAGGCGUGAUCCUGGAUGAUGUGGACAGCAGUGUGUGCCGAGACCUGGAGGUGGUGCGCAGGAUUGUCCGCAGCGCGGGCCUCAGCCUCCUGGCCGAGGAGAGGCAGGAGAACCUCCCCGAUGAAAUCUACCAUGUCUACAGCUUUGCCCUGAGAUGAGCCAGGCUGGCUGACAAAGCCAGGGACUGGAGCUAGGGUGGGGGCUGGCAGUGGCAAGAUCUGCCACUAAAUACACCUGUCUGCUGU